CCGACUAUAUCGUGAAGAAGCAGAAAUAACCCUGAACGCUGAAAACUAAAGACUCGUUGCCAGUCGUGUUGUGCGUCUCACAGUGAUAACUAGUGACAUCAAACAUGGUUCUGGAUACUGAAGACUGGGCUGACGAGCUUCCAGCAGAACAGAUUGCUGUCCUGCGCAAGGCAUUUGAUGGCUUCGACCACAACCGCUCAGGCAGUAUCCCCUGUGACUUCGUCGCAGACAUCCUUAGGAUGAUGGGACAGCCUUUUAACAAGAAAAUCCUUGAAGAACUCAUCGAGGAAGUCGAUGCCGAUAAAUCUGGCCGUCUCGAGUUUGGAGAGUUCGUCACCUUGGCUGCCAAGUUUAUUGUUGAGGAAGAUACUGAGGCCAUGCAGAAAGAACUUAGAGAGGCAUUUAGAUUAUAUGACAAGGAAGGCAACGGUUACAUUCCCACAUCGAGUUUGCGCGAGAUUCUGCGUGAGUUGGACGAACAACUGACAGACGAAGAACUAGACGGCCUAAUCCAGGAAAUCGACACUGACGGCAGCGGUACGGUAGACUUUGAUGAAUUCAUGGAAAUGAUGACAGGAGAAUAAAUACUAUACUUCUAUUCUUUUCUAUAUUUAUGUUUAAUUUAAGUUACUUCUACAUCUUGGUACUUCAACCUUUCGAAACUUGGAAACAUUGGACAAGAUCACUUAACAUUAAGAUUACGAAAGUUCAAUAUCUAACUGCGAUCUUAUAACAUAAAGUAUUAUGUAUGUAUUGUACAAAAUAAUAUUUGUUCUUGUUUAAUUGAUGUGUGUGACUGCGUAAUGUUUAUACCUACUUAUUAAUAAAUCUUUUAUUCUAC
Achroia grisella is the source of this 841-nucleotide messenger RNA. RefSeq names its product troponin C-like. The record is from RefSeq and is a predicted model, not a curated record. Bases 105 to 584 code for a protein of 159 amino acids. Gene Ontology annotation, molecular function: enzyme regulator activity; calcium ion binding. Lineage: Eukaryota; Metazoa; Arthropoda; Insecta; Lepidoptera; Pyralidae. The transcript has 6 exons.